CCAAGCACACCACUAAAAUCAAAUAUAUAAACAAACAAACAAGCAAAAUAUUUACAUAAACAACACGAAACUGAACGUAGAAGCUUGAAUAUAAAAAGUCCAGCAAAGAAAAAACAACACGAAAUUGCUGUAUAAGGAAAAUGAAAACCCCAAGAUCUUCAUACGUUUGUGAAACGUCUCUCGUGAUGGUGUUAACCAUAUUCUUGCUCUUCAUUUUAGGACAAGCAAGUGCAGUGGGUGUUCUCAACAACAUGAUAUGUUUUAAUGGAGUACCGUACGCGUGUCCUGACAAGUGCGAUAUAAAGUGUAAAGAGAAUGGUUUUAAUGGAGGGAUAUGUGUAACUGGAAGUCUCAAAGUUGCGCAAUGUUGUUGCGAUAAAAGGCUUACGCCAUCGAUAUUGUCUUAUAUGGUUAAGCCUCCCCCAUCGAUAUUGUCUUAUCCCGUUAAACCUCCUCCAUCGAUAUUGUCUUAUCCUGUUAAGCCUCCCCCAUCAAUAUUGUCUUAUCCUGUUUAA
Messenger RNA from Brassica napus (rape), 515 nucleotides. RefSeq lists its product as uncharacterized. The coding region runs from base 141 to 515 and encodes 124 amino acids. The transcript has 2 exons. The record is from RefSeq and is a predicted model, not a curated record. Lineage: Eukaryota; Viridiplantae; Streptophyta; Magnoliopsida; Brassicales; Brassicaceae.